Eurytemora carolleeae is the source of this 904-nucleotide messenger RNA. RefSeq names its product enoyl-CoA delta isomerase 2, mitochondrial. The transcript is spliced from 7 exons. Lineage: Eukaryota; Metazoa; Arthropoda; Copepoda; Calanoida; Temoridae. Bases 19 to 807 code for a protein of 262 amino acids. The record is from RefSeq and is a predicted model, not a curated record.
UGUUCAAUAGUAAACAUAAUGUCAGAGGAGAAGGUUUUGAUCAAGGAUAAGGGAAGUGUCCGUUUGAUCCUGCUGAACCGUCCUAGAAAAAAGAAUGCUGUAGACAUUGAAAUGUAUUCCAUGAUCGGUAAAGCCAUUGCUACAGCUGAUAGUGAUAUCAACAUUAAGGUUAUUGUUUUAAGUGGAACUGGUUCCAUGUUCUCCAGUGGGAAUGAUUUGAACAACUUUGGAACUGCUCUCUCCUCCGGGCAAAGCCUUGACCAGGUGGCGGAGCAGGGACGGAUUAUGCUCCAGGACUUUGUCCGAACCAUCGUUCUCUGCUCAAAGAUACUCAUCGCGGCCGUGAACGGGGACGGGGUUGGGAUCAUGUUCACCUUGCUUCCACUCUUUGAUCUGGUGUUCUGUGUACACGGAGCAAAGUUUAAUGCUCCCUUCUCCAGGUUGGGUCAAACUCCUGAAGGAUGUUCAACCUUCACUUUUCCUAGAAUAUUCGGAACAUCGAGAGCUACAGAGAUUUUAAUGCUGGGGGAUAAGGUUGGGGUUGAUGAAGCUAAGGAUCAAGGGAUUAUUAGUCAAGUUCUUGAACCUGAGAACCUUCUCCAGUAUGCUUUAAAGGUAGCGGAGAAUCUCACAAUGUUGCAACAGACUUCCAUCCUUGAGACUAAGAGAUUAACAGGAUGGGACAAGCAGACUUUAUUAAAAGUUAAUGAUGAGGAAUGCAGGGUAUUGAAAGAAAGAUGGCAGUCCCCUGAGUGUCUGGAGGCAGUAACGAAAUUUCUCACAGAAAAAAUUAAUUCUAAAUUAUAAAUUUUAUGAAAACAAAAACUCCUUAAGAAUUAUUUGUAUGAUGUGUUUAUAAAAAUCGUUUUAUGUUCAUAAAUAAUAUUUGUAUGCUAUGUUUCUA